Purpureocillium takamizusanense is the source of this 1225-nucleotide messenger RNA. RefSeq lists its product as uncharacterized. The record is from RefSeq and is a predicted model, not a curated record. The transcript has a single exon. Gene Ontology annotation, cellular component: precatalytic spliceosome. Gene Ontology annotation, biological process: RNA splicing. NCBI's taxonomy places the organism in Eukaryota, Fungi, Ascomycota, Sordariomycetes, Hypocreales, Ophiocordycipitaceae. Bases 184 to 969 code for a protein of 261 amino acids.
CAUCACCAUCGGCCUGAACCCCAAAAUCGCCUUGCACCCUUCCACACACGAGACUUUUUGCUGUGCGCCCACGACCGCGCCCUGCGCCGCGCACGCACAACCAACGGCAGACAUCACUCACUCGCUCGGCCGCUCACCCACAGACAACAGACGCGCGCGCGCCGCAUCCCGCCGGCAUUCAUCAUGAGCGACUCUCGUCGCGGCCGGCGGCCCAACAGCCACCAAAUGUGGGACGACACCGACCGCGACCGACAACAGCCCCGCGAGCGCGACCGUGACAUGCGGGACCGCCGAGGGUACCGCUCAAGGUCGCGUGAGCGCUCCUCACCAGAUAGACGACACAGAGAUCGCGACGCUCCAUCGGACAGGGGACGCGGCGGCGGCGGCGGCGGUGGCAGGGGCCGUGGCCGUGACCGGGAGCCGCGCGCCCGGUACGACGACAGGGACCGGCGCGAUCGCGACCGCCGGGAAGACCGACGAGACGACUACCACGACAGGGAUGGCUACAACGGCGGCGCCGCGCGACGGCGCUCCGCCUCCCCGCGAAGUGCCAGCCCCGCCAGCGGCCUGCCUACGCGCUCCCGCCCGCGAGACUCUCCCCACGGCGACGACAAACCCGACUCGCGGCGCCGCAGCCGGUCGCCCCGCGCUGCACGCCACACAUCGGACCGAUCCCCCCAGCGGCGGCGGCGCGGCGGCGGCGACAAGGGUGACGCCAUGGACGUGGUGGAGCAGGGAAAGGACGACGACGGCGAGGCGGUCGAGGAGGAGGGGGAGGGGGAGGGGGAGCUCGACCCGGACGCCGCCGCCAUGCAGGCCAUGCUGGGCUUCGGCGGGUUCGGCACCACCAAGGGCAAGAAGAUUGCGGGCAACGACGUCGGCGGCGUGCGCAAGGAGAAAAAGUCCGAGUACAGGCAGUACAUGAACCGGCAGGGCGGGUUCAACCGGCCGCUCAGCCCGUCGCGAUGACGGAAAAAAAAACGCCAGCGGCAGAGAGGAGCGGUCGGUCGGGGCGGCAGCAGCAGCAGCAGCAGCACGGCGCGUACCCGUUUGGCUUGGGAUGGAACCUUUGGCACGUCGCGCCGCAGCAGUGCUUUUCGUGCAUGGUUGGCGGUGGUGGUUGUUGGUUGCGUGGCGUUGGUCUGGAGCGGCGCAAUGGGACAUGCGACUUUUUCUUUCGUGCAUCUUGUCGGUUAUAUCAACUUAAUACAUGAUAUUAAACGCC